UGUACUGACCAAUCAAAAACCACUUAACAAUGGAAAUUUCUGCAUGAUUCUGCGGUUUUUUCUAAACAAAGUAAUAACAGAAAUAUUUAAGAUGGCCGAAUCGGACAAGGAACGUUUUUUGCGACAGGUACAAUCAACUAUAGAUUACUGUGCACGUUUAGGAUCUUCAGAUUCGCUGACACCACAGAUCAUUGACAAUUUGAAAUUAAGGUAACAAAUAUAAAACUAUAAUACAAUACUCCAUACUUAAAAAUGUGUGUUGUUAUGGUAAUAUCAUAUUACAGCUUUAUACAAAAUGAUAUAGUCAUUUACUGUAUAAAGAUGAAAAUUUUUGACAGUGAAGUUGUACUUUUAAUCAAAACUAUUACAAUGUAACUUCAAUCAGAGACCAAACAUUAAGGAAAAUUGAAAGUUAUAAUAAUACUGCUUUACAAUGAAGCUGAUUCUUCAAUAUGAAAGAAAAUGUGGUACGUACAAGAUUAUAAGGAGGAGCAGAAUCAGAAGAAAAUUAACUGAUUUUUGGUGCAACUUUAUAUAGGCGUAUAGUAUCACUAGUAUACUUUUUAAAUUUGCCUAUACAUUCUUUGGGAUAUCAUGUAUUUGGUUCAGGAUGACAUGUUUUUUCUCUCGACUAUACCAUUAUAUUGUUGAUUACUGCGUUGUAGGAUGCUUACAUUAUCUAGAGAUAUAAACAGAGCUGGUGGCAUAUUGAUAUCUGAUGAUGAGAAAAAUGACCUCAUAUCCAUUGUUAAUGAGAUGAACGACGAAAUCGAUAGAACUUCAAAUAAUCAUUUAAGUGCUAGUAGUGAUAUAACAGCAUUCAAAACAAAGAGGACACAUCUUGGAACUGCUGGAGCACCAAAAUUGGAUAUAUCAAAGGAUCAAUUGGUAUUCCUAGCGAAGUACAAAUUUACAGCUCCAUUAAUGGCAGAAACACUUCAAAUAUCAGAAUCCACUAUUCGCAGGAGACUCAGAGAGUUUAACAUAAAGUUAAGGGAAGGAAAGGAAACUAUUAUCUCAAACGAGGAAUUGGAUGAUAAAGUCAUGAACAUAAUUGGAACCAAUAAAAGAAUAGGUCCAAACUCAAUACGGAUUCGUCUUGCCAUGGACAAUACUGAUAUUUCACGCCAACGUGUCAGAGAUGCUUGCCACAGAGUUGAUCCUGUUGGCUGUGCUUUGAGAUCAAUUGAAAGACAAAAUGUUCAUAGGAGGACAUAUAAAGUUGCUGGACCAAAUUCAUUGUGGCAUAUAGAUGGGAACCACAAACUUAUAAGGUGGAAUAUUGUUAUCCAUGGUGGUAUUGAUGGCUACAGUCGCCUUGUUACUUUUUUACAUGCCAGCAAUAAUAACCAGUCAACCACAGUGUAUGAUCUUUUUAUUGAGGCCACUACACAACAUGGAGUUCCUUCCCGUAUCAGAGUGGAUCAUGGCGGUGAAAAUGUAGAUAUAUGCACCUUCAUGGAAGGUUAUCGUGGUACAAAUAGAGGUAGUGCAAUAAAAGGCAAAAGCGCCCAUAACCAAAGAAUUGAAAGAUUAUGGGUUGAUCUUUGGGAGUCUGUAUCUAAUGAAUACUAUGAUUUAUUUUCAUACAUGGAAGAUAUCUACAUGUUAGACAUUACAUGUGCACGCCAAUUGUGGGCAUUCCAAUAUGUUUUUUUACCAAGAAUAAACAAGUCACUUCAAAUGUUUGUAUACCAGCAUAAUCAUCACGGCUUAAGUACAGAGGGAAGCAAAACUCCUUAUCAGUUAUUUAUCAAGGGAGUUUUACAAACAAUAAAUACAAACAAUGUUUCAAUUGCUGACCUGUUGUUACAGGCAGGUAGUAACGACUCUCUAGAACAUAUCACAGAUGACUAUGGAAUAGAGGAUAAUAACUCUGAUCAUGAAGAUAACAGUUUUGAUGAAAUUGAAUUACCACGGAUUCAUAGCCCUUUAGAUGAUGGUGAUAUGCAACAGCUGAGAGACAGGAUAAAUUUAACCGAAGACUAUAAAAACUUAACUCAUGGUAUUCAGUUAUACAAGGAUGUUUUAUUAUUCAUUGAAUCAUUAAAUUCAGAUCAGAGGGAACUUAUACCUUCAGUAACUGAUUAA
This is a messenger RNA of Mytilus californianus (California mussel), 2091 nucleotides long. RefSeq lists its product as uncharacterized. The record is from RefSeq and is a predicted model, not a curated record. Lineage: Eukaryota; Metazoa; Mollusca; Bivalvia; Mytilida; Mytilidae. The transcript has 4 exons. Gene Ontology annotation, biological process: DNA integration. The coding region runs from base 667 to 2091 and encodes 474 amino acids. Gene Ontology annotation, molecular function: nucleic acid binding.